GAAUUGAAAUCUGCAGUUCAAAAAUUAAAAAUUCAGCACAAAUCACUGCUGCUCUCUCAUUAAUGUCUAAUUGAUUCGAUGAGCGAUCUUUGCGCUCAGAUACUUAUCCGAUGUCACGAUCGUGUUAUCAUCAAUGGAAAAGUACGCGACGUUUAGGUCGGUGAUCAUUCGGUGUGACUGUGCGACUGUCACCGAGACGUCACAUAUGUGACGGCAAAUCGAAACGCAUCAUCCAUUUUCUGAGAUAUAUUUGCCCAAUUUAGCGCUGACUCGUCCCGAAAUGCCUGAGCAGAAUGUUGGCGAUCAGUAUUCCACAUGGGUUGGGCUCGUGUACAUUUUCAAUCUCAUCGUUGGAACGGGCGCUCUGACUCUACCUGCUGUAUUCAGUCGAGCAGGAUGGGCGCUGGGAUUAAGUGUAAUUUUAGUGUUAGCAUUCAUCAGUUUUAUCACCGUUACAUUUGUCAUAGAAACGAUGGCAUCCGCCAAUGCUAUAGUUACAUGGAAACAUAUUCAGCAUCGAAAACGCGUCUUGCAAACAAUAGGUGAAUCUGGUUCUUCCAAUUCUGAUUCAGAAGAUACUCCAUUGGUAGCUCCCACUUCUACUAGCCCAGAUCGUUCAGAUAUGACUUAUAGGUAUUACGUGAUACAUGACAAAAUAGAGAUGGGCCAGAUGGCAUCCAUCUUUUUUAGCAAAUUUGGCACUACUCUGUUCUAUUUAUGUUUUGCUGUAUAUUUGUAUGGAGAUUUAAGUAUUUAUGGCGCAGCAGUUGCAAAGUCAUUAGCGGAUGUUGCCUGUACUUAUCUGCCAAACAAUCUUACGUGCAAUGACACCAUACCAGAUACUGAAUUUUGCUGGGAAGGUUCUGCACUAAAUCGAUUUGAUGCAUACAGAAUAUUUUUGACAAUAUUUGUACUGUCAUUGGGACCGUUUGUAUUUUUUAACGUGCAGAAGACUAAAUAUCUUCAGCUAUUGACUUCACUGAUGCGAUGGCUCGCAUUUAUCAUAAUGAUUGUUUACGCUUUGAAGAAAAUUAUUAUGUACGGCCCUCGAGGUGAUCCACCAGUUGCGAAUAUAGCCGGGAUUCCUAGUCUUUUUGGUGCUUGCGUUUAUUCCUUUAUGUGUCAUCACUCGUUACCUGCUCUGGUUGCACCGAUAGCGAAUAAAUCUAUGAUAAGUCGAUUUCUCGCUCUCGAUUACGCGCUAAUAGCAAUUUUUUAUCUGCUAUUGGCUGUAACAGGUAUUUUUGCUUUUGAGCGUUUGGACGAUCUUUACACUCUGGACUUUGGACCACACGGCUCGGGUGAUUGUUCCAAGAGUGAUAAUAUUUUUAUGGUCUUUAUAGAGUAUUUCUUGGCACUCUUCCCAGUGUUUACUUUGAGUACCAGUUUUCCCAUUAUAGCGAUCACCCUCCGAAAUAAUUUGCAGUCGCUCUUUUUGAACGAAGACGUAUCCUAUAAUCUAUGUCUUCGGAAACUCGUCUUCCCUGUCUUGGCUGUAAUACCACCAUUUCUGGUCGCAAUGUUCACCAAAGAUCUGUCGAUAUUAGUCGGCAUCACAGGUUCGUACGCUGGGGCAGGGAUUCAGUACUUAAUACCCACGUUUCUGGUGUAUUACGCCAGGAAAAAAACCAACAAAAUCAUCGGCCUCGGCGUCAUUAACAAAUUCGCGAGUCCUUUUUCCAGUAGAUAUUGGCUGAUUUUUGUCGUAGUGUGGGCGAUUGCUUGUAUGAUUUUAGUAUCAGUCAAUUUUAUCCAAAUACAUGUACAAUCUUCCUGGUUUAAUCAAUAACAAUGAAAAUCAUUUCUGUCGUAUAAUUAUGUCAUAGAGAAUCAAAAGAGAGGAAGAUAGAGCUUUGCCGUAAGCUGUAUUGUGAAAAAAUGCAGAUGAUGAAUAUUUACGAAAGUUGAUCGCGUAUCUUGAUUGAUACACAUUCGCAAUGUAUCCACAGUAGAAAUAUCAUGUUGCAAAAUUAUCGAAACAACAAUCAAUUGAUAUUGUAUUGCAUUGAGUGGAUGCAGGUGAUUGGAAGUGAUUAGAAAUGGUAGAGAGGAAUUAUUUCAGAGUGAUUGGCACGAUGUAUAAUAUGACUGAUUAUUCGAUCUGUGAGAUUCUUAGCAUAGGGUACUAAUUUAAGACUAUCGUCAUUCGUGGCAGCGUAUGCUCACAUGUAUCUAUGACGAACCGACAAUACUUUGGCACGAGUCGGCAUGUACAAGUUAAAUACCAGAUAAGCGUAACAUAGGGAUGUGUCCACAAAAAAAAAAA
Linepithema humile (Argentine ant) is the source of this 2266-nucleotide messenger RNA. RefSeq names its product hydroxyacylglutathione hydrolase, mitochondrial. NCBI's taxonomy places the organism in Eukaryota, Metazoa, Arthropoda, Insecta, Hymenoptera, Formicidae. The record is from RefSeq and is a predicted model, not a curated record. Gene Ontology annotation, molecular function: hydroxyacylglutathione hydrolase activity.